AUGGUCAAAGAUGCUACCGUCGAGGAAAUAAAAAAAGAGAACUCGACGAUCCUGGCAGUAAUCAGGGCAGUAGAUGACUACAGCAACGGAGGCGUUUUGAACCUCUGCAGGAGAUACGACCCGGACGGUCGAAGAACAAUAGCGGCCAUAACUCAUCCAGAUGUCGGAAACAGCCGGAACCUCUACGUGGAUCUCCUUUGCAAUGGCCAAAUUCCGGACGAGUUGAAGGAGUUGAAGAUCCAGUGGCAUGUGUUAAAGAAUGAUCCAGAAGGGGAGCAGCACAGCAGGGACGAACUUGAGCAAAAAUGGUUUGAAAAUAAUGCCAAAUGGAAGCAUGUUCCUUCGCAGUUUCGAGGUGCGAAAAGGCUUGGUGAGCGGCUUCGUAAGGUUCUAUUCAGCGUGGCCAAGAGCCAACUCCCACAUAUCCGGGAUAAUAUCAAAUCGAGGACGAGAGAAUUGAAGAUGGACAUCGACGCGCUAGGGUGCGAGGUCUUUGAGGAUAAAGAACUCAGAGCGAGGUUUCAAGCGGCAGUAGAGCGGUUGAAAUACAAUGCAAGAGAUCAUGCUCGCGGCAUCUGGAACUCUGAUAUCCUCCAAUUCCCUGAGACGGAUCCUAUUAGAUUACGUUCCCGAAUAGUGGGAGACACCGAGGUCUUCCGUGACCGGCUGAUGAAAUUCGGUCAUACAUGGAACUGCUGCGUCUUGGUCUCUCCCCCGGAUCCAAAUCACGACUUACAGUCAUGGCAUCAGCCAAAGCUGCAGAUUGAUGGACUUACACAGAGAACAUUCAGGAGUGAAGAUGAAGAAAUCGACUAUGUCGCAUAUAUCAUCCGGAACACACGAGGCCAGGAACUGCCGGGAGAUUAUCGUCAUGGCGUGAUCAGUGAAGUCUUUUGGAAUCUGUCCCGAAACUGGAAGGUGAUAGCGGAGCAAUAUGUGGAAGAAGUUUAUGACCAUUGCUGUCGCUACUUCCACCAAGCCGUGCCACUAUCCUUCGCUAAACCUGCGAAAUCAUCCGGCUUUGGUAAUUCGAAGCGAGUUGCAGGUCGAUAUAUGGAAUUACUCGUUCCUCGGAUCGAUAAUGUUAAGAUCGUAGCUUUGGAAGGGCUUAGUACUCUGGAGGAAGAGCGUAAAUGUCACCCUGUGAAUUUCAUCAGACGAUUUGAAAGCGAGCGGCGCAGAUACAGAGAAAACGCACGAGCGGCGAAUGCGAGGGCAGCACUAAAUAAGAUCCCUGAUAGCACCGACGACGAUCGCUGUCAUGAUGGAAGUACAUAUGCCGAAGAUAUCGGGAUUCAUACCCAAGAGCAGUGUAUCCGAAAUACUGCUAGAGACUACGCCAUUGCCGCCUGGAUUCAUUAUGAUAACUUCUUAAUGAAUGUAAUAACUCAAGUCGUUGGACGCCAUUUCACGGAUCACAUCGAGGAAAUCGUCCCGGAGGCAAAUUUAGAACUCAAAGAUUUGAAGCGUCUUGUGCGGGCUGAAGCCCAUGUUGAGAGGCAAAAGAAUAAGCUGGAACAAGAGCUGGACAUACUGCAAAGAAGCCUCCAUGUUCUGCUGACCUCCUAA
Lindgomyces ingoldianus is the source of this 1569-nucleotide messenger RNA. RefSeq lists its product as uncharacterized. Gene Ontology annotation, cellular component: cytoplasm; microtubule; membrane. The record is from RefSeq and is a predicted model, not a curated record. The transcript is spliced from 2 exons. The coding region runs from base 1 to 1569 and encodes 522 amino acids. Gene Ontology annotation, molecular function: GTPase activity; microtubule binding. Lineage: Eukaryota; Fungi; Ascomycota; Dothideomycetes; Pleosporales; Lindgomycetaceae.